UGCGUGGCAACAGAUUCUCGGCGGUCAGACACAUAACCAGCAAGAUGGCUGUCAGAAGGGCUGCUAUACAGCUGGUUCUGAUGGUUUUACUUUAUUUUUCCCCCGGUGUCCAAUGUUUUUUUGAACGCAUCACCUGUACCAUAUCUUCUGACUGCAAUUGUGAUUUUAAACCAAAUAUACGAGGCUUGGAAUGGGAUCUGUAUAAGAAUCUCUACGGACAGCAUCUGGCCCAGGACACGGUGUCAGAGGAGGUGGCAAACUUCCUUCAGAAGGAGAGUCCAGACCGACCCCUCGUCCUGUCCUUCCAUGGGGGGUCAGGGACGGGCAAGACUCUGGUCAGCUCCAUGUUGGGGAGACACCUGUAUGGCACGGCUAUGGGCAGCCCGUACAUCCAUCAGUUUGUGCCAACACUACACUUCCCCUCGCCUGACCGCGUCCAACAGUACAGGCUGGAGCUGAAGGACUGGGUGCAGGGGAAUUUGACGGCCUGUGCCCGCUCUAUAUUCAUCUUUGAUGAGAUGGAGAACAUGCCCCCGGGGGUCAUCGACGUCCUGAAGCCCUUCCUCGGGCCCUCACACACGGUGUUCGGCACCAACUACCGCAAGGCCAUCUACAUCUUCAUCAGCACCAUUGGGGAGGAGGUGAUUAACCGAAUGGCCCUGGAGACCCGGCAGGCUGGCAAGGAGAGAGAGGAGAUCAGGCUGGUGGAUCUGGAGGACGCAAUCUCACAGGCAGUGUUCAAUAACAGCAGAAGUGGAUUCUUCCAUUCCAGCAUCAUCCAGGAGAAGCUGUUGACCAGCUUUGUGCCCUUCCUGCCCCUGGGCAGACGCCAUGUGGAGCGCUGUGCCCGCAGAGAGCUCUGCCAACGGGGUGAGUGCCAGCGCACUGAUGUGGUGGAGGCAGUAGGGGGAGCUGUUGUCUACAUGCCCGAGCAGGGACAACACUUCUCCAGCAAGGGCUGUAAAUCUGUGCCGGCCAAAGUCAACCUCUUCCUAUGAGUUAAGGUGAAAGCCAUUUUUAAUUGUUAGAAUUGUUCCCAGAGCCUCAAACUGAUUAGGGUGGAUUUUAUCAGACGGUGAACUGAACUGUUUCUCAAUGAAGAUCAUCUAUAAAUCCACACUACAAACAGGAGAAGAUUGAUUGUAUUCAAAGAGGCAUGUAGACGUUUGAGGUGGUCUGCACACACAAGGUCAGAGCUGCAAAGGCAGAAACAGUAGCAUUGAUCACAUUUUUACUGUGAAUCUCUAGUGAUGUAUCCCCCUGCCCGGAUUCAGUUCAGACACCGUAGGAGAGAUAUUCUGCAGUGUCUGGAACCCAGAGCCAGGCUCUACCUCCAAUCCAACAACCUUUCCUUUAAACAGAAAUAUGCAUCAUUGAAGUUCUGAGUGUAGUGUGGCCGUAGGGGAAUGCAUCAUGGUUUCAAUGUUCAUUAUUGCUACUAGCUAACCCUGGUUGAAAGGAGACGGGUCACUAAAUGUUGUCGAAAUGAACCAGUGAUCUGUGACUUCAUUCAGGGAUGUGUUCUUCCUCCAAUAGGAAUAGACUCUUCCAGGGAAGUAUAACGCUGACCAAACGGCAGGCCAUAUUCUAAGGGGAAAGUAAGAGGUAAUGUUAAGGGGUAGUUUGGGAUUUUGGUAAUCAGGCCCAUUAUCUACAGUCAGAUGAAUUUGUGGAUAUGUUAGCAUUGCAUUGUGUCAUAUAUCCUUGUAUACCUGGUUUUGUUAAAUUGAAACAAUCUGUCAUUACUUGAAAGUUGAAUGAUCAAGCGUUAUCAUGGUGGGAUGACCAGGCAACUCGGAGCAGAGCAAGUGUGCUCCUCUUGCCACUAAGUGGCAGUAAAGGCUCUUUUGAUAGCCAACGAGACCGACUUGAACCAUCUCAAGAGUUUUUCAUUGAAGAUUAUUCUUUUAAUCACUGUUUUUAAGAAUCUUUGUCAAAUUAUUUGUUGAUGAAAAGAGAAACAAAGAAUAAUUGAGAUGUUGGUUUGAAAUUAUAAUAUAUAUAUUGUAUGGAUGAUGCCCUAGAAGUUCAAUUUACGAUGAAAUAGCCUGAAUAAUAUUUAGAAUACUUAGGCAUUCUUUGAAUUUGGACAUACAGAAAAACAAUGUUUACUUUUUACAUUUUUGUUUGAUGCAUUUUGAUAUGCUUCAUAUGCUGUUGAAAAAUGCAUAUGCUUUUAAUUUUACUGAUACAUGAUGACAAACUGUAAAUCUAAAUAUGUGUUACUUACUUUACAGACUAGUUUUGGACAGAGGGAGCCUGUUCUUUCAUAGUAAUCUCUGAACAGCAGGCUGUGUAGGUUGUCAAUAAUUGUUUGCUGGUGGAAGUGGGAUAAUCAAAGGGUUGCCUACUUUAUACUUGAACUAAUGUUUAUAUAAUUUGCACUAUUAAGAACAGAACAGAAAAUAUCUUAUUACCUUCGCUUGUCUGUAUAUUUAUUAGGAAAUGUAAUUGUUUAAAAAAAAUGUUUUCGUUUGUUUUAAGGUUCCACCAAAAUCAGUUAUCAAAGUUAAUAGGCUUGGUUUCUUUCAGUUAUUUUACCAUUUUGCUUUAAGGCAAUUGAAACUUUCAUCAAGUUUUAUAGAAAUCUAUAUAGUGUUGUCCCUUCUUAAUGCCUCCAGAGAAAGUUUUUUUUUCACCACCAACAGAUUUAAGUAGUUAGGUGGUGACUAACCCACGUUUGUCCGUAUCUGGAUAUUUGUGUCAAACAUGUUUUUGAUAAAGAUGCUGUUUGUCUAAUCCUACAGUGGACAAUGUGCUCCUGACUGAAACUAAACACGUCCAGAAGUGUGAAAAGGCAGACCAGAAGGCAAGCGUUGACAAAGACCGAUUUGUGGUCAAAACGUGUCUGCUUUUUCAUAAAUAAAAGAGCACCUAUGCAUUAGAGAACUAAUUUACUGCAAACAGGAUGCAUGUUUUGGAAA
Messenger RNA from Oncorhynchus masou masou (cherry salmon), 2924 nucleotides. It is a transcript of the gene tor2a, whose product is annotated as torsin family 2, member A. The record is from RefSeq and is a predicted model, not a curated record. Lineage: Eukaryota; Metazoa; Chordata; Actinopteri; Salmoniformes; Salmonidae. Gene Ontology annotation, molecular function: ATP binding; ATP hydrolysis activity. The transcript has 5 exons. Gene Ontology annotation, cellular component: nuclear envelope; endoplasmic reticulum; endoplasmic reticulum lumen. The coding region runs from base 45 to 998 and encodes 317 amino acids.